Messenger RNA from Bursaphelenchus okinawaensis, 1097 nucleotides. The record is from the annotation of a GenBank genome assembly. NCBI's taxonomy places the organism in Eukaryota, Metazoa, Nematoda, Chromadorea, Rhabditida, Aphelenchoididae.
AUGUCUGGGGAUAAAAACCGGGCAGAAGAUGCCACAGCCCUCAAACGGGUAGUCCUGUUUGGUGUAGUCUUCUCCACCUUGACUACAGCCUUCUUCGUCUUGUACAUUCCUAUGGUAUACAACCGUCUACAGCACCUACAGUCCUCAAUGUCAGCCGAACUCGAGUUCUGUAAACUGAGAUCAGAGAAUAUUCACAAGGAAGUCGCUAGAACACAGGUAACAACUGAAUUUAAUUUUGAAUUUUUAUUUUUUAAAAAGGUACUGUAAUUUAAAGUAUGGUUUAAAAAUAAUUAAGGUUAGUUUACGAUAACAUAUGCAAAAUUUACAAAAAUAUUUUUUAGGCAUUCUCAUCCGCCUUCCCGAGACAACAGAACGGCCACCACCGUACUUACCGUUACGCCGAAGAAGAUUCGUACGGUGCCAAAGGUAGUCCCCCAGCUGCUCCACCAGUUUCUCACGACACCACCUCUGCCCAAGCCGCUCCAGAAGCCAAUGGAGUGUGCUGUGGAUGUGGCCAAUCACCAAAAGGACCACGUGGACCACCAGGCCCAGACGGAGAAAUUGGAGAAGACGGUCCACCUGGACCAGAAGGUAACCCAGGAGAAGAAGGACCACCACCAAAGCCAGCUCCAAAGGUCAACUGGUGCUUCGACUGCGACGAAGCUGAAAUUGGACCACCAGGCAAAGCUGGACCAAAAGGACCACCUGGACUGGAAGGAGAGAAGGGAGAACCAGGCCGCUUCGCCGAACAAGGUCUGCCCGGAGGAGUGGGACCAUUGGGAGAGCCGGGACCACAAGGACCACCUGGCCCACGCGGACAACGUGGUCGACCAGGCAAACUUAAGCCAGGAGAAGUUGUCACCGGACCACCUGGCCCACCAGGACCAGCUGGACGACAAGGAGUGCGCGGAGAUCGUGGACCAGGCGGAGAAAAGGGACCAUUGGGACCACCUGGCUCCCCAGGAAAGCAAGGCCAAGAAGGUAUGCCUGGCCGUACUGGGCCACCAGGGGAAGGCGGACCAAUCGGAUCGACUGGGCCAAAAGGUGCUUGCGACCACUGUCAACAACCACGACUUGCCCCCGGCUACUUCAUCUAA